AUACGUCAUGUUUGUGACGUCAUGAAAUUCAUGAUUAUCAUUGACGUUGUGGCGAACAAAAUACACGAUUAAUUAAAAUGCAAAGAAGAAUACUGAAUCUAGCGAUGUAACUAAGGAAAAACUUAGUAUAAAAUGGAGGACAACACAAUAGAAGAAAGAUAUGAGGGACCUAUGUCGGAUGGUGAAUACAUCAGAAAAACGGACUACAAGGAUUUUAAAGAAGAACCUUAUCUCAAUGAGGUUUCUGACAGUUGUCAGUUGAUACGCGAUAUGUUGCGGCAAGAGUAUCUGCAGGACUUUAAGCUACAACCUCUAGCAAUCGCCAUCAACAAUGUGCCCCGACAUAAGUUCCCGUUCAACAGACACACUGUGACCAUAGGUGUUGGAAACAUAGUUAUUGACUUUGAAGUUGCCCGGAAACAACAUGAAAAAGUGCAGGAAGAACAAAAACGAUUUGCAGAGGAAAUAGAAAAGGUAAAAGAAGAAAUGGAAAAGGUAAGACUGAUAGAGAGCGCGUGGUAUGACGAUUUCCUGAACAACAAAUACAUCAAUGAUCUCACUGCAGACUUAAUCAAGUCACGUGGUAUCGGCGACGCAUGCGCACCCAUCGAGGAACUUUUCCAGGAACCAAUCACUCACGAGAAAGACGAGAACGGUAUAAUACACGUAAAGCCUGUAGCGGAACCAGCAGCUCUCAAUAGGAAUACACCAACUGUAAAACCUCGAGGCAGAUUUAUCGUGCCAUAUAUAGAAACCACAUCCCCCUUGCCUAAUGUAUCAGUUUAAAAUAAAUAAAUACGCUUUUUU
Molecule: messenger RNA, 807 nt
Organism: Ruditapes philippinarum (Manila clam)
Lineage: Eukaryota; Metazoa; Mollusca; Bivalvia; Venerida; Veneridae
Exons: 5
Coding region: 133-786 (217 amino acids)
Source: RefSeq, a predicted model, not a curated record